AUGGAUUUGCUCACGUCGCCGUCCUUCCACCAUAUCUCGCCACUUACUCGUUCGAGAAGCGAUGUGCGUUCAGCGGCAAUGAGAAGGUAAACCGAUUGUGUGUGAUAAGCGAUCAAAAACCAAAAGUGGCGACCGAGUUGCCACUUACACCUUUCUUUUUCAAGUCUAGUAUAGUCUUAACACCAUUUUUACCUUGCCGAAGUUUGACGAGAAGUAAUAAAUUCGGAGGGUUUCAUGGGCUACACUACUAAUGACACGUCGCUUUCCUGGGCGUUGCAAGUCGAAAAUGGAGAGGGACCAAAUCUUCUUGUGUUUCAGAUCAAACUCUUUCUCCGGAGUGACCCGGUCGACUUCAAGUAGCCGAUUCUCUCGCCCGGAUUACGGAUAUGGAGGUGGCUACAUGUCGCGUUCGAUCAACAAAUGCGGUAGGCAACCUUAUAUGAAUGAAAGCGCGUUCUCCAUCGUUUUCGCCGUUUUCAUCGGAGUCAUCGGUUUUUUCUUCUGUGUCCUAUCCGUCUGACGCUUUUUUCCAACCUGUCCCACCCACUAACUUCUCCUUGUCUCUUCUCCUACUAUUUUCUGUUGUACUCGGCCAGAUAUCUUUUCAAAUGCAUGUUCUGUAGAGUUGUGUCGGGUUGUUGUCAUCGCGAGUAAAGUGAUUCAGUAUUGUUCCAUUGUACUUUUUCCUCUAUCCGCACACAAACAGCAGAAAAAGCAAAUGAAUGAGAUAGGAUAAAGAGGGGAAAAGAGAGAGAGAGAGAGAAUUGCUAUUCAUUUUUCGCAUCUCUUUUCCACUAUUUUCUGAGCCAGCUGCUCGAUUCACACCCACGCACACUUCCCGAUAUCUUUUCCAAGAAAACGACGAACAAUGUUCGAGAAGCACACGAAAUGAAUAAAAAAUAACGAAUGAGAACAUGUGUUUCAUUUUCAGGAGGCACCCUCUUCGGAAGAUCGCUGGCCGCCACUGCUCUCACCAAGACACCGCCGUUCCACAAUGUCGGAGUUCAACGUAGCACUCCACAUUACACCGACAAGUACGUUUUGAAUCACCUUUUCUUGUUUUCUGAACAAACCUUGUUUGAGGUACCCAUACGUCAGGUACAGCUACGGAAACACUGACACUUCUCUUGGAAUUCUGACGCAAUCCGAAUCGGUUUGGCAGUUUCUGCUCAACACCAUCGUUCAAUCCUGUUAAUUAUAGAUCUACUCAAGGCACGCGGGAGUCCGUGACAUCGGAACGAAGCGUUGGUUGGAGGGAAAACUCAACGCCUACAACACGUCUCUCUUCACGCGCCCGGACUACCAGAAGCGCGUUGAGAAGCCGUUGGCGUCGACCAGAAGCUACGUGAGAUACAUGCCAGUAGACGAUGCUCUGGACAUGUACAAAAAAAGAUGCAUGACCGUCGGAACUCUCUCCAAGGUAUUAUAAUUGUUUCUCGUACUCUUAAUUCAUAUUCUCUUUCUGUUUUCAGUACUGGCUCUCUCCGGCCACCUGGGCUUCUCGUCGUGAGAAGGAGCUCAAUCUGUCUUCUUCUCUCAGCCGUGGAAACUACUCGUAUUCAAGCCGGUUCGACAGGUAAAUUCCGAGAAUCUGGUACUAACAGCUCCUGCUCAUCAUCAUCUUUUCAGACUCGGAGGACGCGUCUACUAA
This is a messenger RNA of Caenorhabditis sp. 36 PRJEB53466, 1651 nucleotides long. The record is from the annotation of a GenBank genome assembly. NCBI's taxonomy places the organism in Eukaryota, Metazoa, Nematoda, Chromadorea, Rhabditida, Rhabditidae.